AUGUGUGACCAGCAGAAGCAGCCCCAGAUUCCUCCAUCUUGUGUGAAAGGUUCAGGAUUGGGGGCUGUGCAAAGUGCCUCUGUGAAAUGCCCAGCUCCAACCCAGACCAAGACUGUCUGUGUGACGGGACCUGCACCAUGCCAGACUCAAACCUAUGUGAAAUGCCCGGCUCCAAAUCCAUCUCAAACUUAUGUGAAGUAUCAAGUUCCAUGCCAGACUCAAACGUAUGUGAAGUGCCUGGCUCCCUGCCAGCCUAAAACUUAUGUGAAAUGCCCAACUCCAUGCCAGACAUAUGUGAAGUGUCCAGCUCCCUGCCAGACAACCUAUGUGAAAUGCCCAGCUCCAUGCCAGACAUAUGUGAAGUGCCCAACUCCAUGCCAGACGACCUAUGUCAAAUGUCCAGCUCCCUGCCAGACCCAGACGUGUUAUGUCCAGUGUCCUUCUCCUUGCCAGAGCUACAGUGUCCCAGCUUCUGCAAGUGGCUCAGCCUCCCAGUACUGUGCCAUUCCUGACCCGUGCUCUGCUCCUUGUUCCACUAGCUACUGCUGCCUGGCUCCCCGGACCUUUGGGGUGAGUCCCCUGAGACGCUGGGUCCAGCGGCCCCAAAAUUGCAACACAGAAUCAUCUGGCUGCUGUGAAGAUUCCGGGUGCUGCAGCUCCGGAUGCUGCAGCUCUUGUUGCUGUGGCUCUGGGUGCUGCUGUUUGGGAAUUAUCCCCAUGAGGUCCCGAGGUCCUGCAUGCUGUGACAAUGAGGACGACUGCUGCUGUUAAACACAGAAGGAUAGUCCCACUCCAGAACUGACCACUACUCUGACUUCUGGAACUUUCACCAGCCUCUCGCCCCCUCCUUCUUAUUCCCAGUGAUGUAAAGCUUACCCCUUUACCUCUGUACUUUUCUUCUUUAUCAAGGCAGCCUGCCAGAGUUAGUACAACCCCCAAACUUUGGCAAGAAUAAAGUUCUGAAUGCAA
Messenger RNA from Cynocephalus volans (Philippine flying lemur), 969 nucleotides. It is a transcript of the gene KPLCE, whose product is annotated as KPRP N-terminal and LCE C-terminal like protein. The transcript has a single exon. Bases 1 to 771 code for a protein of 256 amino acids. The record is from RefSeq and is a predicted model, not a curated record. NCBI's taxonomy places the organism in Eukaryota, Metazoa, Chordata, Mammalia, Dermoptera, Cynocephalidae.